This is a messenger RNA of Aspergillus aculeatinus CBS 121060, 1020 nucleotides long. RefSeq names its product N-methyltransferase fsqC (gene fmpB). Gene Ontology annotation, molecular function: methyltransferase activity. The record is from RefSeq and is a predicted model, not a curated record. The transcript has 4 exons. Lineage: Eukaryota; Fungi; Ascomycota; Eurotiomycetes; Eurotiales; Aspergillaceae. The coding region runs from base 1 to 1020 and encodes 339 amino acids.
AUGUCUACGACCACUGUCUGCGAAGAACCCUUUCUUCGCGACAUUCGAAAGUCCUUGGAGCUUCUCGACCUGAAGUCAUGCGUUAUAUCGGGUCUGUCGCAGCCGCGCAAGACGAUUCCGUCACUUCUCCUCUGGGACGAGCAGGGGCUCAAAAACUUCAAUGAAUGGACCAACUGUCCUCACUACUAUCCCAAGUCAAAGGAGUUGGAGAUCCUCGAGACGCACAAAGACAGGAUGACGGGCGCUCUACCUGAUAGGUCUGCGCUGGUCGAGCUGGGAUGUGGAAACGUUCACAAGACCGCAAUCACACUCUCCGCCCUCGCUAGACAAGGCAAGGAGGUCCAGUACUAUGCCCUGGACGUCUCAGAAUCAGCGUUGCGCACUAGCCUGCAGGCUCUGCAAGCAGAGUUCAAGCACUUCCCGGAUAUCAGCAUCUCCGGUCUGCUCGGCACGUAUGACGACUGCGUAGACUGGAUCGCCAACAACACCGCCAGUCUCCGCACACGCUCAGUCACCUUCCUCUGGGUAGGCAAUAGUGUAGCAAACCUCUCCAAGACUGAAGCAAGCGACCUUAUGGGUCAGUCCCGCCAAGCCUGCACUAUUGCAGGAAUGCACUGCCACUUUCUGGUUUCUGCGGACGCUUGUGCCGACGAGAGCAAGCUACUCAAAGCCUACAAUCCCGAAGGGGGGUUAUCGUCCCUCUUCCUCCGCUAUGGCCUCAUCCAUGUUAACAAGCUGCUCCGAGCGGAUCUGUUCAAAGACGUGGUUUGGAACUGCCUCCUCGAGUACGAUCGAGAGGAGAACGAGAUCCUGACUUUCUAUUCUCCCGAAAGCGAUGUCACAUUGUCGAGCGGCGCAACGUCAGUGACGGUACAUCAUGGGGAGAAGAUAUUUUUUUUCCGUAGUGGCAAAUGGAAUGGAGAACAAAUGAGCAUUAUUGCACAGCAGGGCGGGUUUCAAGUUUCGCAGGUAUGGAGGGACGCAAAACAGGAGUACGGAUUCUAUCUUCUGUCUUCAUAG